Ruditapes philippinarum (Manila clam) is the source of this 3349-nucleotide messenger RNA. RefSeq lists its product as uncharacterized. The record is from RefSeq and is a predicted model, not a curated record. Gene Ontology annotation, molecular function: translation repressor activity; ubiquitin protein ligase activity. The transcript has 2 exons. Gene Ontology annotation, biological process: negative regulation of translation; proteasome-mediated ubiquitin-dependent protein catabolic process; protein polyubiquitination. The coding region runs from base 393 to 2453 and encodes 686 amino acids. NCBI's taxonomy places the organism in Eukaryota, Metazoa, Mollusca, Bivalvia, Venerida, Veneridae.
UAUAAAACUUCCUUUUCAUCCGCCUUUAAAAAAUCAAGAUUUUAGUUUCAGGAAGUACAAUUAAAACAAGUUGUUUUUACAUUAUAUUUUAAACAUUAUGAUAAUUUAUAGCACUAUAAAAUCGCUUAAACCUUAUCUUACAGCUUAAAAAAUAUUCACACUUUUUUGGAUUAUAUUAUACCGAAAGGAAGUAGCUGAUUCAUCUUAUCUUCUUUUGCGUUGUAAUAUUUAUCUUAUUGUAUAUAAAUGUUAUAAUAUGCAUUUACAUAUAUAUGAAACUGUUUUGGGAAUUAACCUAGUAACUACUUUCAUACAGAAGGAAAACACGUCAACGUCAAUACGGUUGAAAGUCAUUGCUGUACAACCUUGAUUGAGACCGGACUGGUAAUGACAUGGCGAUGAUGACCUCAAAUUACACGACUGUAAUCGAAGAGACGGAAAGUUUCAUUAUAGACGUAGGUAAUCUACUCCGAGAGAGAAAAACAGACCUAUCACGCGUGAGAAAAGAGAAACAAAUAGCAGAUAAAAUAAUCGUUGACUGCUGUACAAGGAUCAGAGAUAUUCUAAACAACCUUGAGGAGAGAAGUAUAGAUGAACUAAAUGAAAAUGCAAGUACGAAAAUUAAAAAAAUUGAAUCACAUAUUGAGUAUCUUGAAACUACUAGAGAAAAAGCGGGUGAUAUUUUAAAGCGGAUGAAAAUAUUUGAUGGGAAGAAUGAAAGCGAUCUAUUUCAUCAUGCAGAUGAAAGCAGACAAUUAGCUAAUGAUGUUAAAGAUAAAAUGCACGAGAUUAAAAGAAUGUUACAUCGAGAGUUCAUACAUUUCGUGAUCAAUGCCGAUAUAGAAAAUGUCUUCAAAUGUUUAGUCUCUCUGGGCUCAGUGAUAGAUAAUCAAAUAACAACAACAACUGAAUGUCCAGAUAUAAACAUAGCAACAGUUGAAACAACGAAUUGUCACACGGCAACAAUUAAAUGCUCCGAUAUUGACAUAGUGACAUCUGAAUCAUCGACUGGUCACAUUGCAACAACUGAAUGCUCUGAUAUUAAAAUAGCAACAGUUAAAUCACCGGAUAGUCAUAAAGCAGUAAAUAAAUGCUCUGAUUCGAAUGAAGCAAUUAAUGAAAUCACCGAGCAUUUGGUUACGAGCACUGAGCAUUCACAAUUGGAUUAUAGCGUGUUUUGUUCGUCACCUUUGCAAUCUGAAGUUUCAACAAUGUCGUCUUUAGCUGAUUACGAGAACGUUACUUAUAAAAUGAACUCGAAUCCGACUACAAGGAAUGACGGUUCAGAUAUAUAUGACAGUUUACCUUGCCAUAAAAACACAUUCCAAAAUGUUGAUCAGCUAUCAUUGGAAACUAAACCAACUAGUUCUAUUAGCGAUGAAUUUGUCUCAGAUAUAUAUGAAACCGUUCCAGUCUUAAGUAAUGAAAGAUUUAAACCAUGCAGUUCUGGCACAUCAAACACCAAAAACUCUUUUGGAAAUGAGGAUUGGAAUAUAAAUGAUUCGUACACAAAGCUUGGUAUCAACCACCAGACCGUUGACUGUGAAUUAGCAAAUACUGAUACAGAAACAUCUCUGUCAGUCCCAAUGUCAACAUCACUGUCUUCAAGUACAUCGAAAUCUUGCGAUAACAACAAAUGGUAUAAACCUGUCCCCAUGAUGAGAUUUAAUGUCAAAGAAAAAUACGACAAUCAUGAAUGCAACAUAUUUGACUUGUGUUUAUGUCCGGAUGGCAAACUUCUUCUCAUAGAUGACAGAAAUCACAAGUUAAAGAGAUUUGAUCAGUCCUAUAAGUUACGAGACUCCCUGGACAUGUCCAGUGAUCCUUAUUGUGUAUGUACAGCUGGACCAAAGAUGGUUGCAGUGUCACUUCGUACAAGUAGAAACAUACAAUUCGUUCAUGUUGGAAAGAAAAUGUCAUUCGCAAAGUCAUUUGCUACUAGACAUUUUUGCCGGGGAAUUGCUUAUAUAGAUGGCUAUUUGAAUGUUUGUACUGGGAAUAUAAAUGACCCAUAUUCAGGACGAAUAGAGGUAUACAAUAACAGCGGCAAACUUCUAAAAUGUAUUCCUAGCGAGUAUACACGUUUGCCAUCUGUCAUAAAAUAUAUCGCUGUUAAUGAAGUUGGUCAACAUCGUUUUGUAACAAUGUUUAGUAAUGACAGUGUGACAUCACUGAGUGUAACAGGGACAUCUGAAAUGAGUUUCAGGCACGAAAAUCUUAAACAACCUGAAGGUAUAUGUACAAAUGGGAAAGGCGAUCUAUUUGUUUGCGGUUUCCAUAGUAACAAUAUAUUCCGUAUUUCACCUCAUAAUAAGAAAAUUGAAGAAAUAUUAAAUGAAGCGGAUGGAAUUAAGAAGCCAGCAGCAAUCCAGUAUGACUGCAUACAAUCACGACUAAUCGUGUCUUGUUAUCAUUUAAACGAAGUUUUGAUUUUUACAGUGAAAGAAAAGUAAAUUAAAAUGAUCUCAUUUAAAGAAUACAGAAUGUCAUGUUGUUGGACUAAAUUUUUAAAAUUCUAACAAACGUUUGAAUGAUUUAUUGUUGCAAAAUUGACCGAAUUAAGCGUAAUGUUUUGCUUUCGAGUUUCAACAUACAAUUGUGUAUUUUCAUUCUUGUUAUUUGUUAAGAUGAGAUUAACUUCCUUAGUGUCAUAUGCUUUGUGAAGAUAAAAAACAUUUUCUAAUUCAUUUGUAAAGAUUUACAUUUUGUCCUUAAGUCAUAUGGUUUAUUUGUUUAUUUUCAUUACAUAUUUGAAAUUGUCGGAUGUCUUAAUCAUAAAAAUCUAACGGUUGAAUUGUUAUAGUUAUAAAAUAGAUUUGACAAAUUGUUUUAAUUGAGUUUAUUAACAUAAACGUCGGUCAUUAUUCCCAAUCUCCUUACAAACAACAGAGCCCAAUUUUUUGAAAUUACAAAAGACAAGUCUGACCGCAGGAAGUGUGACCUAGUGUUGAUAGCUAUGAUACAGAACUAAGUGCACAUACUUUUAUCUUUUAUCACGCAAUGGCGAAUUACUUUUUUUAACUUCAGUUAAUCAUUACAUUUCAUGAAAUAAUUAAAAAUUGAAUUUUGCCCACCAAACUUAAACAAGUAAACCAGUAUAGGGCACACCGCAGUCUGUAAUAUUUAAAGUCGAUAUACUCUCAUUAACUGCUUGUAAAACCUUUCUAGUUAUAACUUCCCUAUCUUUGAAUUCGUCAGAAAAAUAGUGAACAUAUACGUUUCUUGCAAAGUUAUUUUCCUGAAGUAAAAAUCAUUGCACUACAGUUUAUGAAUCGUUAAUUUGUAAAAUUUAUAUAUUUUAACUGUUUUAUAUUAUUUUGCAAAUUGUUUUAUCAAAUAAACAUUUUCU